AUGUCAAGGAACAUGCAGAUUACACGCCACCAGGUCCUAAGUGACGAAGCAGAUGCUGCCUCGCGGGCAGCCGCCGCGGGGGUCUCGACCGGCGGGGGACAGGAGGGGAUGACGCGAGAUACUGCUGAGACAGGCGCUGCAGGCGCUCCACCUCUUUCUUUCGUAGACUCGACAGAUGAGGCAGAACCGUCACCCACACCAGCUGUAGCACCGGCCACUGCAACAUCGCCGCUGCUAACCUGGCUGCCGAAGCCAGCUCCCCUUCCGAGCCCUCUUCGUGAUCUGCCUGUCCCUCGGCUUCCGGAGGUCCCAGCGGUACCGUACGUGAACACAACCACCAUACAGUCGCCACUUGUCACGAAGCUCGCGCAGGCCAUGCCCUUCCUCAAUUUUCUCCCGCCACCUCCGCUUGCUCCCGCUCCAAUGGAGGUAAUCACCACAGUAGCUCCGGUGCCGGCGUCAACCCAAAACACGGGAACCCCAGAAACUCCUUUGGUAGCUCCGGCGGCCCUGACCAGACAGGUUGCUCAGGCGAAUGACCUGUUGUCCCCCCCUGGUGGCGAGGGUCAGGGGGCAGUCGUAUCUCCCCAGGUGACUCCGCUGCCGGAUGAUUCAACUCUCACAACUCCCAAUCAAGAGGCCCCCCCGGGGGAAGAGACAGGAGCACCGCCCACGUUCGCAGUUCCCCCGGUUGCCCCCCUACCCGUGGUGUCGUCGGGUAUAGUCGUCCCUACAGUAGUCGGAUCAACUGCAACUAAAGCCAGGGGCACCGAGGGCAGUCCGCUUGUGGUCCCGCAAGGGGAGACAGCAGUUGUGGAGGCGAAGCCAAAUAUCAGUGAGCCACUGGAGGAGAGGGAAACAAUGGAAGACACGAUCCUUAAUCGCAGAGGAGCUGAGCAACCGCCUCCGUCGCCGUCCAACGUCUGCUUUGACCAAUGCGACUGUCUGCCCAUCGUUCUAGGCAGCGUGACAGUCUUGCUUACUAGCGCUGUAUCAGUCCUCGCGGAAGCAAUUCUCAUGUCUCAGCUGUUUUCCAAGGGAUUUUUCUCCAAGAAUUUCUUCCGGGGCGGUGGUUGGGUUAUUCUGCUGUCAGCAAGCCUAGGGCUUGGAGGUGGAGGCUUGUUGGGAGGGCUCGUUCGGUCCUGCUGGACAAGUGCUCUCUUUGCUGGCGGUGGCUUCAUGGCAUUCGGUGUCUCCGUGGUACUGCUUGGAACACGGGGUGCCUGGAUUGGCGCUUUCGGCGGUGCUAUCGCAGGCGGCACAGUCGCUGGACUUGCGAAUCCAACGCCUGUGUCGGUUACACUUGGUCUUAUCCUCGGAUUACUAACCGGCAUUGUGACCGGCUUCGCCCCCAUACUCACCGGAGUAGAAAUGAAUUUCCGUUACAUACGAUGGCGAACUCGAGCCAAGUAG
Messenger RNA from Besnoitia besnoiti, 1413 nucleotides. RefSeq lists its product as uncharacterized. The transcript is spliced from 6 exons. Bases 1 to 1413 code for a protein of 470 amino acids. The record is from RefSeq and is a predicted model, not a curated record. Lineage: Eukaryota; Apicomplexa; Conoidasida; Eucoccidiorida; Sarcocystidae.